AUGGAUCCUGAGCGGCUCAUCCCAUGCCCCUAUGACAAAAACCACCAGAUCCGAGCCUCCAGGUUCCCCUACCACUUGGUCAAAUGCGGAGAGAAUAACAAGAAAAGAGCCAAAGAGCUGGCCACAUGCCCCUACAAUGCUCGCCACAGAGUCCCAAAGCGAGAGCUCCAGCUGCACAUCUCCACCUGCACAGACAACAGGGCGCCAGAGCUGUUCAGUGGGACAUCAAUGACUUUCAGUCCCAAGAAGGAACUGAAAGAGACCCCAAUAUCCUGGCAGUGUCCCCCCUGCCAAGAGGACUGGGAGGCAGUUGAUGCUUUGGAUCCAGAGAAGUUAAUACAAUGUCCAUAUGAUAAAUCUCAUCAAAUCAGGGCCUGUCGGUUUCCCUAUCAUCUUAUAAAGUGCAGGAAGAACCACCCUGAUAUUGCAAAGCAGCUAGCCACAUGCCCCUUUAAUGCCCGCCAUCUGGUUCCCAGAGAUGAGAUCAGCCAUCAUAUAUCAAGCUGUGAUGACAAAAGCUGCAUUGAGCAAGACAUUGUGAGUCAGUCGAAUAACUGCUACAGAGAGAAAAUGAACACUGUCAGCAUGUGGCAGCCAUCCCCAUGUGACGAAGACUGGGAUAAAGAGAUCCAGGAGCAAUCAAAUUCUACGUUCGUUUGGGGCACGUUCAAUAGUGGCAUAAACAACAGACGCCAUACCACGGCAAGCCCGGAGCCCGCUCAGAUUACCGCGGCAGUUAUGAGCAUUGUAAACACCUCACGCAUUAUCCUGCAGUACGUGCAGAACCAGAACCUGCAAAAGCAGGCGAGGAGGCGGUGA
Molecule: messenger RNA, 819 nt
Organism: Emys orbicularis (European pond turtle)
Lineage: Eukaryota; Metazoa; Chordata; Testudines; Emydidae
Product: gametocyte-specific factor 1-like
Exons: 8
Coding region: 1-819 (272 amino acids)
Source: RefSeq, a predicted model, not a curated record